GGUGCAUCGCCCUUUGAUGUGUGCUGAACUCUGAUCUGUUUGUUAUAAAACCCAGCAGGAGAGAAACGCGACCGUGGUUCAGCUCCGUGCUAAAAUGAGACCCUCAACAACAGCCACGCUUGCUGCGUCCCUGCUUUGCGCCGCGAUGGCACUGACUGCAGUUGAUGGACAAAUCCUGGCCAACAGUACUUGCCCUGGCAAUUGGACCGCCUCAGGGAACCGUUGUUUCCACUUACUUCCCAAUACCAUGAUUUGGUCUACAGCUCAGAAACAUUGUCAGAACAUGGGGGCCAACCUUGCAUCAGUGCACAACCAAAGCGACGUAGACUUGAUCCAGCACUUGGCAGGAAACCAGACCGCUGUGUGGAUCGGAGGCUCAUCUUGCCAACAGACAAAUGUGUGGUUCUGGUGGGACGGAACAAAAAUGGACUUUAGGAACUGGUGCCCAGGUCACCCAAAAGAAGACAAAGCAGAGGGGUGCUGUCUGUAUGCUUCUGUUAAAGAUGGAAAUUGCUGGGAAGAGAAGGCAUGCGACAACUUCCUCCCCUCCGCCUGUGUCAUGAAGCCUACUUAACUGCAGAAGUGCCGGGCACAGAGCCGUUGAGUGCAGAAAGAAUUGAAAUUCAGACAUUUGUGAAUACAUCGAACUUGUCAACAA
Entelurus aequoreus (snake pipefish) is the source of this 658-nucleotide messenger RNA. RefSeq names its product type-2 ice-structuring protein-like. Gene Ontology annotation, molecular function: signaling receptor activity. The record is from RefSeq and is a predicted model, not a curated record. The transcript is spliced from 5 exons. Lineage: Eukaryota; Metazoa; Chordata; Actinopteri; Syngnathiformes; Syngnathidae. Bases 95 to 574 code for a protein of 159 amino acids.